UUAUUAUCUUAUUUUGAAAUUAUUGCUAUUUGCUUCGUCUGGUUAAAGGAAGCCAGCCGUUCACUCCGACCUCCUCCACCACCACCAUUCGGCUCUCUCGCCUCCAAAUCCAUGGAUGCAAUUACAACCACUUCCGUCCUCUACUCCAAUUUCGUUUUACUCUCUUCGAAACCCUACCCUUCUCUCCGCUCCCAUCUCCGCUGGUACACUCCAUCAAGCUCCCACGUUUCCCGCCAAAACCUCAAGCUCAACGUCUCCACCUUUGAUUCCACUUCCGUGGCCGUCCCGGCGGCUGAUACCCUCUCCGCGGGUGGGAAUUUUGGUGAGAAGUUUGAUUGGUAUGCCCAUUGGUAUCCAGUGGCGCCAGUGCGCGAUCUCGACAAGCGGGCGCCGCGCGCGGUAAGGGUGCUGGGGAUAGACCUCGUGGUGUGGUGGGACAGGGAGGGGGAUCAGUGGAGAGUGUUCGAUGAUAGAUGUCCCCAUCGCCUCGCGCCGCUCUCGGAGGGGCGGAUUGAUAGUUGGGGUCGCCUGCAAUGCGUUUACCAUGGCUGGUGCUUUGACGGGGCUGGAAGCUGCAAGAUCAUUCCUCAGGCUCCGGAAAAUGGCCCUCAGGUUCAUACAUCUAGUAAAGCUUGUGCAACUAGUUACCCUUGCUGCGUACAGAAUAAAAUAUUGUGGUUUUGGCCAAGGUCUGAGCCUCAGCACAAAGAUAUUUUGAGCAAGAGUAAGCCUCCUAGUGUCUCAGAGCUUGACGACUUAUCAUACACUUGCAAUAUGGGGAUGCGUGAUAUGCCCUACGGGUAUGAAGUUCUGAUAGAAAAUCUGAUGGACCCUGCUCAUGUACCAUAUGCACACCAUAAAAUACUGAGAAUUCCGGAGCGUCCACCAUCGCUUACCAGAGAUCGAGAAGGAGGGAUUCCGUUGGAUAUAACAAUUGAGAAAUUUCAUAUCAACGGCUACCUUGCAAAGCAACAAUUUGGAUAUGGCAAAUUUGUCGCCCCUUGCCUGUAUUAUUCUUCACCGCCCUCAGGUUCAAGUAAUGGAUCCGUUUCAUCUUCAAAUAGCCAAACGAUGCCCACACAUAGUUUUCUCAAGCGCCAGCGGAGAGCUCUUCUCGUUUUCUUUUGCAUUCCUGUUAGUCCUGGAAGAAGCAGAGUAAUUUUUGUCUUUCCAAGAAAUUUUUCUUUGUGGAUUGAUCUAAUUGUUCCACGUUGGAUUUUUCAUGUGGGACAAAAUUUGGUUCUUGAUUCCGAUCUGCACCUUCUACAUCUAGAGGAGCGCAAGAUAGCUGAGAUUGGCCCAUCCAAUUGGCAAAAAGCUUGUUUUGUGCCCACGAAAUCGGAUGCAAAAGUCACUGCUUUCAGAAAAUGGUUAAGAAGAUAUUCAAACAGCCAGAUUCACUGGCCAAAUAAGUUCGGGAACUUUCUUCCUCCAACUCCCCCCAAAGAGCAGCUUUUGGACAGGUAUUGGUCGCAUGUUGUGCACUGCAGCAGCUGUAGUUUGGCUUUAAAGCGGCUGAGAAUUCUGGAGUUUUCUCUUCCAGUUGUUUCAGUGGCGUUGAUUGGCUUAGUGGCUGCUGCCAAACAAGAAGUGAUGCUUCUGUCAACAAGAACUGCACUCGUCGCCAUGGCCUUGGUCUGCUUUGCAGCUUCCAGGUGGCUCUCUCACUUCAUCUACAAAACAUUUUAUUUCCAUGACUACAACCAUGCUUUCGUCUGAUGCAGAACCUUCAAUUACCUCGUAUCUCUUUUUCAAAGAUCAAGUAUUAUUUGUGCAUAAAAUAUAACAGUAUUGUUAAAAUAAAAAUGAUAGGAAUAUAUGCAAAAGGAAAAUGAAGUUUUCUGUAUGGCUAAGAAGUGUCUGACUUGGACACUUAAUAAAUUGAUUAUUGGGGAUAAUACAAACAGAGCUCUUAAGAAAAUAGCUUUGUUCAUGUGAGAUUAGGCGGUGGCCUGGGAACUAGCAAAAAAAAAGAUCAAACACAGUUUUUUGG
This is a messenger RNA of Phalaenopsis equestris, 1993 nucleotides long. Its product is annotated as protochlorophyllide-dependent translocon component 52, chloroplastic-like. The transcript has 7 exons. Gene Ontology annotation, molecular function: 2 iron, 2 sulfur cluster binding; chlorophyllide a oxygenase activity. Lineage: Eukaryota; Viridiplantae; Streptophyta; Magnoliopsida; Asparagales; Orchidaceae. The record is from RefSeq and is a predicted model, not a curated record. Bases 112 to 1719 code for a protein of 535 amino acids.